UGUGUGUGUGACCAUACAAGUCGUACCGGACUCCCACAACAUUCCAGACACAUUCAUUUGCAGAGGUGCACUGUUCCACCUUCGGGGGUCUCCGUCAACGCGGUGUCAGCCCCCGAGCCUGGCAUGCGUAUCAGGUGUUUUUGCUUCUUUCUUUAUCUGACCAAGCGUCGUGGAAAAGAAACAAAAGUUCUUACAAUUCUAUGUGAUAGCAGAAGUACAUUUUUGCCUCAUUAAAAAUCCAGAGACUUGUCCAAAACCUCUAAUCUAUGACCAACCCUCCACCUCCCUCCGCCACCCUCUCACGCCUGAGCACCGAAGCCCCACAUCCUUCUCUGCCCUCUUUGCUGUCCUCCUCCUGGACUGGUUGGCAUGUGUAUGGAAUAAAAAUGUGUCGGAGCUUUUGUUUUGCUGGAUCCAAGUAACAGCGCUAGUCUGAGCCAGGAGAAUAGGAGCUAGAGGGGAGAGCAGAGCUGUCUCCAUUCAGUCGAAGAAGAGAUACAUGGGUGCUUGAAGAGGAAGAAGAGAAAGAAGAAGAAGAAGGAAGGAAGGGGAGCCUCCAGUGCUAAAGAUGCUCUAGAGUUGUCAGUAGCUCUUUCUUCCUGACAUGGACUGAGUCGAGCAUCAGCUGACGCAAACUCACCUGAGACAACUGAGAAGGGGAGUCGACACAGAGCACAGAGGAGGAAGGCAGACACAAAGCCAGAAGAUGGAAGAGUCUUCGCAGGACGUCAGCCAGAUGACCAGCCAGCAGGUUCUCUGUGACCCCACUGAACGGAGAAGCAGAAAGCGCCUCUCCACUCUCAAAAUGUUCAUCAUAGCGCUUUCCUUCGCCUACUUCUCCAAGGCGCUGACAGGCACCUACAUGAAGAGCUCCAUCACUCAGAUAGAGAGACGCUUCGACCUCUCCAGCACGCGCGUCGGCCUCAUAGACGGCAGCUUUGAGAUGGGUAACUUGCUGUUUCUCGCUGUGGUCAGCCAUUUUGGGGCUCAGCUCCACCGGCCCAGACUCAUCGCCGCCGGGUGUUUGCUCAUGGCCGUCGGCGCCCUUCUCACAGGCCUGACGCAUUUCUUCAUGGGAUUCUAUAAGUACGACACAGUUAUUCAGGUUCUCCAGAACAGUAAUGUGAGCAUCCCAGCAUGUGUGAAUCCUCUGAAGACUGUCGACAUGCCAGAAAUUCAGAUUGAACCUUCUGUGGAAGACAGCAAAGGCUGUGAGAGAGAGUCCAGCUCCCACAUGUGGAUAUAUGUGUUCCUUGGGAACGCUUUGCGCGGGAUCGGAGAAACUCCCGUCACGCCCCUGGGCAUCUCGUACAUCGACGACUUCGCUAAAGAGGAAAACUCUCCUUUCUACAUCGCUUGUCUCCAGACUAUUACUCUUCUGGGCCCCAUGUUUGGAUUUCUCCUGGGUUCCUAUUGUGCUAAACUUUACGUUGACAUUGGAUAUGUUGAUAUGGAAAGCGUCACCAUAACUCCAAAAGAUUCCCGCUGGGUGGGCGCCUGGUGGCUGGGCUUCCUGGUAUCCUCUUCCCUGCUGCUGGUCUCCAGUAUCCCUUUCUGGUUCCUGCCACGCUCGCUUCCCAAACAAGGGGAUGAAACGGACAAACCCACUCCUCCCUCCCUGAUCCUCGAUGGGGCAGAGAGUGCACAGAGCAGCAACCAAACAAUCAAGCUGACCGAAAUCGCAAAAGGGUUCCUCCCGUCACUGAAACGUCUCUUGGGGACCCCUGCUUACUUCCUGCUUCUUUGUGCGGCCAUUCUGAAGUUUAACUCAUUUAUAGGCCUGUUGACUUUCAAAGCCAAAUACAUGGAACAGCAGUUUGGACAAUCAGCAUCCAGAGCGAACUUCCUCAUAGGAGUGCUGAACCUACCCGCAGUGGCCCUGGGAAUCUUUUUGGGGGGCCUCCUGAUGAGGAGGUACAAGCUGAGUGUGGUGUCAGGAGCCCAGUUUUCUUUUGCCACAUCUUUCAUGGGGUACCUUCUCUUACUACUGCAAUUUGGCACCAAGUGUGACAACAGGCCAGUGGCUGGCCUCACUGUGUCGUACAAUGGGACACAGAGUGUAUCAUACAAUGGGGAGAUGCUCUUCUCAGACUGUAACAGAGACUGCUCUUGUUCGCCUGAUGAGUGGGACCCCGUCUGUUCGGACAGCGGCAUCACCUACGUCUCGCCAUGCAUGGCGAGCUGCCUCAACUCAAGCGGACGCGGCAAAAACACAGUUUUUCACAACUGCAGCUGUGUCUCCACCUCUUAUCCGCCUGGCAGCUCCAUGUCAGUGAGGCUGGGUCAGUGCCCGCACGCUAAGGACUGCAGCCGCAGCUUCACCUCCUACAUGGCUGUUUCUGUUCUCAGCUCCUUCAUCAACUCUCUGGGAGCCACACCCGGCUACAUGGUCAUCAUACGCUGCAUCACACCAGACCUCAAAUCCCUCGCGUUGGGUAUUCAGACUUUGGUAACCAGGACUCUUGGUGGAAUUCCAGCGCCUGUGUAUUUUGGAGCUCUGAUAGACUCUACUUGCCUGAAGUGGUCUAUCAAGAAGUGCGGGGGAAGAGGGGCGUGUCGCAUUUAUGACUCAAAUAUGUACAGGAUAAUUUUCCUUGGUUUGAUUACUUGCCUCAGCGGCACUUCCUACUUCUUCAUGAUUGCCGUCAUCGUCCUCCUGAAGCGACAGUUUUGGAAAUCAGACCGGGAGACAGAGCUGCAACAACCCAGAGCGUCAAAGGAAAGUGGAAUUAUGGUUCAGCUGGACAUUCAGGAGAAGAGCAGUGCUGGGAACACAAGUCCCAAACCGUCUUCUGACAAAACAGACUCUACUGGAGUUGAGAAAGACUUGGAAGGAUGAGGGGAAAUAGUCAGAACAGAGCGACUUUUUGCAAAUAAUAGUCUAUUUUUCAACAAUAUAUAUGAUGUGAACCUGACAGAGACUUCAGGUGAGUUCUUUUUCUUUCUCAUAGAUGGUCAGAGAAUGUUAUCAACAAAACCUCUGGUCUAUAAAAGAUCAUUAUUUCCUAAGUCGUGCAAUAAAGCAGGCAGUUCAAGUUAGUCUUUUCUUGCUAGGUCUGUUUACCUCUAUAUUGGUUAUCAUGUAACGCAGUUUGUUUUACUACUACAGACAGAUUGAGCAGCAAUUUAAUAAACUGACCUUUUUGUACAUCUCUUCCAUGUUGAAAGCAAAAUUGAUUGUUUAAUGAAACCUCUUGUUUAAAAAUGCUAUUUUUGGCAAUAAAUAAAUCCUUCAGUAAGA
Molecule: messenger RNA, 3241 nt
Organism: Gambusia affinis (western mosquitofish)
Lineage: Eukaryota; Metazoa; Chordata; Actinopteri; Cyprinodontiformes; Poeciliidae
Product: solute carrier organic anion transporter family member 1C1-like
Exons: 16
Coding region: 707-2839 (710 amino acids)
Biological process (GO): transmembrane transport; sodium-independent organic anion transport
Cellular component (GO): membrane
Molecular function (GO): protein binding
Source: RefSeq, a predicted model, not a curated record